AUGUUUGCAAAUCGCCCGAUCCCGAGACCGCAGUUCCCCGUUCCCCUCCCCUUCUCCAGGCCUCCACUGUACACCGCGCACGCUGCUCCGGUGCUCCCCUCGGCGAGCGAGAUCGAUGCGGGGGCCGGCGUCAGUGAGGGCGGGGAGAGCCGGCCGCCGUGGCUGGGGCUAGGGGCGGCGGCGUGGGUGCAGGUCGCGGGCGGCGCCAGCUCUACGUUCGCGCUCUACUCGCACGCGCUCAAGGUCGCCCUCGGCGCCGACCAGAGCCGCCUCGCGCUGCUCGGGGUCGCCUGCGACGUCGGCGAGAACGUCGGCCUGCUCCCGGGGGUGCUCUGCAACCGCCUCCACCCGGCGCUGCUCCUCCUCAUCGGCGCCGGCGCGUGCCUGCUCGGGUACGGCACCGCCUGGCUCCUCGUCUCCGGUGUCGCGCCCGCGCUGCCCUACUGGCUGAUAUGGUUUGCGUUAUGUCUUGCUACCAAUGGUGGUGCAUGGUUGGCGACUGCCGUUCUAGUGACCAACAUGAGGAACUUCCCACUCAGCAGAGGUGCUGUUGCUGGCAUUCUGAAAGGGUACUCGGGUUUAAGUGCCGCUGUUUACACCGCAAUAUACACUGGAGUGCUCCAUGAUUCUCCCAUCAACCUUUUGCUCUUUCUCACUCUCGGAAUUCCUGCUGUGUGCCUUCUGGCAAUGUACUUUGUUCAGCCUUGUGAACCCUCUCUGGUGGAGACGAAUGCAGAGCAAGUCCAUUUUUUGUUUGCACAAAUGGCGAGCAUUCUUCUUGGGGUUUAUCUGGUUGGGGCUACGAUAUUGGAUCAUGUCGUGACUCUCAAUGACAUUAUGAACUAUUCUCUGCUUGUCAUUAUGGUUCUUCUCAUUUUUGCUCCCCUGGCAAUACCAUUGAAGAUGACUUUAUUCCCGAAGAAAAAACGCCCAUCAGAUUCACACUCUCCAACAACUGAUAAUGAUCACACAGAACCACUUUUGCCUUCUUCCUCCGAAUCAAACCUUGGUAAUCUUGAAGAAGAUGAUUCCUUUGACAUUGAUAUUCUCUUAGCUGAGGGUGAAGGUGCUAUAAAGCCGAAGAGAAGAAGACCAAGAAGGGGAGAAGAUUUCAGGUUUCGUGAAGCAAUACUGAAGGCUGAUUUCUGGCUUCUCUUUGCAAUAUGCUUUGUUGGGAUUGGAUCUGGAAUCACUGUUGUUAAUAAUCUAGCACAAAUAGGAAUUGCUGCAGGUGCUGUCGACACAACCAUCUCACUCUCUGUCUUCAGUUUCUGCAAUUUUUUUGGCCGGCUGGGAGGUGGUGCUGUUUCUGAGUAUCUUGUCAGGUCAAGGACACUUCCACGAAGUGUUCUGAUCAUAUGCACCCAAGUCGUGAUGAUAGUUACAUACCUGCUCUUUGCAUUGGGUCAGCUUGCCACACUUUACGUCUCUGUCGCCUUACUUGGCAUAUGUUAUGGUGUCCUGCUCUCCGUGAUAAUCUCAACCUCAUCAGAGCUCUUCGGACUAAAGCACUUUGGAAAGAUAUUCAACUUCAUCAUAUUGGCGAAUCCAGUAGGAGCAUACCUGUUUAACACCCUUGCGGGAUAUGUCUACGAUCUCGAAGUGGAAAAGCAGCAUGCCACAACAUCAGGGUCGGAUAUUGCAUGUCAUGGCCCUGAUUGCUUCAGACUCACAUUUUGUGUCCUCUCCGGCACGGCUUGCUUGGGCACAUUGUUGAGCACGGUUCUGACAGUGAGGGUCCGGCCAGUGUAUCAGAUGCUGUAUGCGGGGGGCUCCUUCAGCCAGCCCAGGAACUCUGCACAUUGA
Messenger RNA from Miscanthus lutarioriparius, 1806 nucleotides. NCBI's taxonomy places the organism in Eukaryota, Viridiplantae, Streptophyta, Magnoliopsida, Poales, Poaceae. The record is from the annotation of a GenBank genome assembly.